Messenger RNA from Danio aesculapii, 1835 nucleotides. RefSeq names its product retinol dehydrogenase 8. The transcript has 7 exons. The record is from RefSeq and is a predicted model, not a curated record. Gene Ontology annotation, cellular component: cytoplasm. Gene Ontology annotation, molecular function: estradiol 17-beta-dehydrogenase [NAD(P)+] activity. Lineage: Eukaryota; Metazoa; Chordata; Actinopteri; Cypriniformes; Danionidae. Bases 102 to 1034 code for a protein of 310 amino acids. Gene Ontology annotation, biological process: estrogen biosynthetic process.
GAGCAAAACAGGUGUCUGUGGGUGACAAGAGCAGCUCCGUCAGCGGGACACGGGUCUGUACCUGCUAACAAACAGACGAUUUACUCGCAUUCACUGAAGUUAUGGGGACAAGGAAAGUUCUGGUGACAGGUUGCUCCUCUGGAAUUGGGUUGGCGGUGGCUGUCCGUCUGGCCAAAGAUGAAUUAAGGCGCUUCAAAGUUGUGGCCACCAUGAGGGAUCUGGACAGGAGAGAAGCCCUGGAGAGAGCAGCUGGAGAAACGCUUAACAGAUCUCUGGAGAUCCGGCAGCUCGACGCCACCUGUGAGGACUCCAUCAGAGACUGUGUGAACAGCCUGCCAGAUCGACAGGUGGAUGUGUUAGUGAAUAAUGCCGGUGUGGGUAUGAUUGGUCCUUUGGAGUGUCAGAGUAUGAGCUCAAUGCAGGAUCUCUUCAACACUAAUUUCUUUGGUCUGGUGAGACUGGUCAAAGAGCUGCUGCCCCAAAUGAAGAAGCAUCAGAGUGGACACAUCGUAGUGAUGAGCAGCGUUCUGGGCAUCCAGGGGCUACUCUUCAAUGAUGUGUAUGCUGCUUCCAAAUUUGCCGUAGAAGGAUUUUGUGAGAGUCUUGCUGUGCAAGCUAUGAAAUUUAAUGUCAAGAUGACUUUAGUGGAGCCAGGCCCCGUUGUAACUGAGUUUGAGAGGAAAGUAUAUGAGGAGGCAGAGACGAUGGAUCUGUCUGAGACCGAUGAGGAGACAGCUCGAAUCUUCCGGCAGAUCUACCUGCCAUAUUCACGCAGAGUUUUUCAUUCAGUUGGACAGACGCCUGAGGAGGUUGCAGAGCAAACUAUCCGGCUGAUUUUGUCUAAGAAUCCUCCAUUUCGUCAUCAGACCAAUCGUUUGUACAUGCCAGUGACUGCCAUGAAACACGCUGAUCCAACUGGACGACUGCCUAUAGAUGUGUUUUAUAAAAUGAUCUUCCAGCAUGACCGCAUCUUCAGUGCUAGUCUAAAUAUUAUGCGCAUACUUAACAGAAAAAUGAGUAAAAGUGCUGCCUAAAACACACUUAGAGUCUGAGCAAAGAGGUUUCACAUUCAUAAAUCUGUUUUAUUACACCUAUGGCAUUUCAGGGUCAGGUUUGCCCCCAGAGAAGGUGUCAUUUGUGAUAUUUAGCCAAUGCAAAUAAUUUACUUACUCCCGGGGCCAGUCUGGAGGACCAGGACAUAUACAUAUACACUACGGACAAUUUAGCUUACCCAAUUCACCUAGAGCACAUGUCUUUGGACUGUGGGAAACCAGAGCACCCGGAGGAAACCCAGGCAAACACGGGGAGAACAUGCAAACUCUACACGGAAAUGCCAACAGACCCAGCCAGGGCUCAAACCAGCUAUUCUUGCUGUGAGGCAACAGCACUACCCACCGCGCCCCCGUGUUGCCCCAAUGCAAAUAACUACAAAUCAAAAAAUCUACAUUUUUAUGUACAAACAGUUUCCAAAUAUCCACCUUAUGUACUUUUGCAAAGUGUGUUUUAAAGGUUUUUUAUAAUGUAUUCCAUCAGUCUUUUUCCCUCGGCUUAGUUCCUGAUUGAUAUGGGGUAUAAAUAAGGCUUGAUCCCCCAUGAAGGACAUCAAAACAAGAUGUAUGGGUGUCUGCCCUUUAAAUAGUUAUGAAAAAUGUAUUUAUUUACUUUUUUUUGGAACUUAAAGUGGCUUUAUGAAUAAGAUUUUUCUCUCUCUUAUUAGACGCAUUCUAUAUGGCCAGUGAGUAGAUUGAUUGUUACAAAACUUUUAAAAAAAGAGACAUUGCCUGACUGACUACAUGGGGAAAGACAAAUUUGUCAUGUAAAAUAAAAGGUUUAUA